This is a messenger RNA of Labrus bergylta (ballan wrasse), 3838 nucleotides long. It is a transcript of the gene arfip1, whose product is annotated as ADP-ribosylation factor interacting protein 1 (arfaptin 1). Gene Ontology annotation, cellular component: trans-Golgi network membrane. Lineage: Eukaryota; Metazoa; Chordata; Actinopteri; Labriformes; Labridae. The record is from RefSeq and is a predicted model, not a curated record. Gene Ontology annotation, molecular function: phospholipid binding; protein domain specific binding. Gene Ontology annotation, biological process: intracellular protein transport; regulation of Arp2/3 complex-mediated actin nucleation.
UCGCAUCUGAUGACAAGAGAGAGGCCCCACAGGAGAUCUGCUCCACUUUUUCCGGGGUUCGUAAAGCAGGUCUAGUGUGCCUGAGCAGAGCUAAGGUUCACAGAUGAAGAAUUGGUAGAUAAUCUAUGCAACAUUUGCAUUAAGAGAAGGCGCACAACCUUUUUUAAAUAAACGCACAGUACGGCGAGCGACCGAGGAUUUGUGAACUACUCACAGCCCCACUGUUCACGGCUAAAUAGUUAGCCACGGCCACACAGAGGUAUGUCUGAAGUUAGUCUUGAAGCUGACUCGGGGAAGACCUCAGCCGAGGACCCUCGGGUGGAUUAUAAGGAGGCUGAAAAAGCAGAGGAGGGUUUGAAGUUGGAAAUGAAACAGGAGAUUUUAGACGACAGUAGCGGAGAAGAUAACAGAGAUGAAGCGCUGUACGACAUUGAUAUUGACAGUCCUGAAGAAUGUGCAGAAGACAGUGACAGGGAUGUGGAGGAGCAGGAUGAGGGAGUUCAGACUGAGAGUGAGGUGACAUGCAGGGAUGGUGAGGCCACACGCGUGCAAGUCAGUGUAGAAAGUGGGGAACAGGAGACAAAUCAUCAGGUUGAAAGAGCUGAAACACCAGAGGAGAGCGGCGAAUCUCCCACUGAAACAAAGGAGAGCACCAUGGCUGAGGAGCCCAGUAGAAGCUCAGCCGCAGAGAUCCCAGUCACCAGCAACGGAGACCUGGAUCAGAGCCCUGAGACGGUCUUCCAGAGGGACUCUUACCCCAGUGGACCUGUGGCCCUGAACCUCUCAGAGUCCUGUGUCAUCUCCAGUAACUUCACUUCAACAGCAGAGGGCAUCAUUGAAUCAGGACCAUACAGAGGGUCAGCAAGCCUGCCCACAUCUCCCGUGGCAUCUGUAGCUCCCAGCUUGGCUGUUGCUAGCCGCCUGGCACGCUCUUCCAGCGAUAGUCAGGCUGAGAAAGGCGCAGGAGCAGUGGUCCUGUCAGAUGACUUAAAGAGUCCAGCCAUGGAGAAACUGGAUCUUGUGAGAAAGUGGAGCAUCAACACAUAUAAAUGCACGAGGCAGAUCCUGUCAGAGAAGCUGGGCCGGGGCUCGAGGACUGUGGACAUGGACCUGGAGGCUCAAAUCGAAGUCCUCCGUGACAACAAGAGAAAGUACCAGCAUGUAAUCAAGCUGGCUCAGACACUGGCCAAUCAGCUUUCUCAGAUGAUGCAGACACAAAGGCAGCUGGGCGACGCCUUUGCUGACCUCAGCCUCAAGUCCCCAGAACUCCAUGAGGAGUUUAGCUACAACGCUGACACCCAAAAACUUUUGUCCAAAAAUGGAGAGACACUGCUGGGUGCAAUCACCUUUUUUAUCGCCAGUGUUAACACUCUUGUGGACAAAACGAUUGAGGACACCAUGCUUAACAUCAAACAGUAUGAAUUUGCCAGAGUUGAGUAUGAUGCGUACCGUACAGAUUUGGAGGAGUUGAAUCUGGGGCCACGUGAUGCCACCACCAUGCCCAAGAUAGAACAGUCCCAGCAGCAGUUCCAGAUCCACCGGGAGAAGUACGAGAGGAUGCGAACCGACGUCUCUGUCAAGCUGAAGUUCUUGGAAGAGAACAAGGUGAAAGUAUUGCACAACCAGCUCAUCCUGUUCCACAAUGCCAUCGCUGCGUACUACGCUGGAAACCAACAGCAGCUGGAACAGACACUCAAGCAGUUCCACAUCAAGUUGAAAAUGCCAGGUGGGGACAGUCCAUCGUGGCUAGAAGAGCACUAAUCACUCAUUUAUGAAGCCACAAUGGCUCAGUUUGACAGGAAAUGUCAAAUUCUACAAAAACUACAGGAACUCCCCUCCUUCCUCCUUUCUUCAGCUCUCCUGUCACUGCCUUUCAAACUUUCAGAAUUGUAAGUCUUAUGACUCAUGCAAAACAUGAAAAAGACAAAAUCCCACAAUCUGUUUUGCUCUUGAUGUUAAAUAAUCCUUUUCAUAUUGCAGUUAUUUGAAAAUGUAGGAAAUGCACUUUUAUAUUGUUUGACACAUCAGUAAAACAGGAGUUGCUGCAGUAAACUCAUUUGGAAACUGUAAAAUGGCCUUUUCUACUCCAGCAAAUGAAUGUUGUAUCUCCCCAUGUCAGCUCUGUAAGGGCAUCGACAGGAUCAAAACGACUGCCAUUAUUUGCAUUACUUUUUAUCAGCCCUACUCAAACAAAGAUGAAUGCUUUAUAGAUUUAAAUCUGGACACUUGAGAAGACUCUGAACAUGAUGUAUUUAAUGAUUUGACUUUAAAACGGUCCUGAUAUACUGAUCACAACAGCAGGUUUCAAGCUUCUUGAUCAUGCAAAUAAAAAGCUAAUUGACUCUGAUUUAAGUGGUAGUCGACAUAUUGGGAAAUCACUUAAUUGCUGUCUUGCUGAGCGUUGGAUAAGAAGAUCAACACCACUUUCAUAUUUGUAUAUUAAAUAUAAUGAUUCAGCUGCCAGCUGCUUUUUUGGAGCUUAGCUUAGCAUUAAGACUGGAAACAAGGAUAAAAAGUCCUGUUUACCUCAUUCAAGCAAAAAAACAAAGUUUAAAAAAAAUAAAGUUGAGGGGUUUAUGGGAGUUUUUUUUUUUUUUUCACAGCUUAGGAUAGAGCCAGGCUAGCAGCUUCCUACUGAUUCCUGUUAUUAUGCUAAGCUAGGCUAACCAGCUGCAAUCUCUAAAUUCACAUUUAAUGUACUGAUAUAAGAGUUAUAGCAAUCUUCUCAUCCAACUCUGGAGGGAGAAAAAGAGUUUUACCCAAAAUGCCAAACGGUAUAUUUAAAACUGAUAUUCAAAUGGAAGAGAAAGUGGCUUUCCAAAACAAAUCAUGAAUAUUGUGAUAUGAUUAUGCCACUUAUAUUUGACAUCACCCUCUUUUUUUUUUUUUUUAAGCAUUUGCCUAUUUCUGUCUCAAUUCAGGCACAUGACUGAAUAGGUCAAAAUGUUGUUUUUUUUCCAGAGAAAAUGAAGGACCAGCCUUAUGUGACUUAAUGUGCCUUGGAUUCUUGAAUUGUUCCUCUCCCCCUCUGUGCUGAUAGACCUAGUCCUUAUAUUAUAUUGUUAUUAAACAGGCGCUCUCAUUACCAGUUUUUCGGGACCAACUCUCUUAAAGGAAGAGAAAGGACCAAACAUAUGCACAUGCACACACAGACUUGGACUAAGGAUGUACAUAUAGAGCCUAUUCAACUUUACAUCCUAAUACACUCCACAUUGCACAAAAUAAAAGCUCCGUUAAAAACAAGUGCACCAGUAACUUCACAAAGUUCUCAUGUAUUUUUAGGACUUGCUCUUCUCAAAGAUAUUUAUCCAUAUUGCACAUACUACCAUUUAUGCAUUUGAGACUAAUUACAAAAAAAAAAUCAUGUAUGAUAUGUAAGUUGAAAACCAAAAUGCGAUUAACUUGAAAAACUUUUUAGCAAAUUUGAAAGACCCGCAUCCUUUGCCUGAGCUGCUAACGGAUUCUUUCAUUGGACUAUAUAAAAGUAUAUUUUUCUCAGAGGACACAUAUUGUAUGCUGGUUUUGAUAACCUGCUGUGUCAUCCUCACUUUGUACUAUGAUAGCAGUUUGAGGGAGUUAAUCUUUUACAUCAAUCUACUGUUUCCCUAAAAUAGAUGGAUAUAUAUUUGUAAUUUUCUCUAUUUUACCUCGAGUAUGUAGUCAGUGACCAAUGCUGCAGUUUGGCUUUUUUUAUUCCCUCGAGACCUCCAGAAUGAUGUGCUAGUGGAUCUCUACCUUUUUAAUAAUGAAACAUUUACAACAAAUGUUGAGUUAAGAAAGUAUUCUGAAUGUCGUGUAACUUCUUUGGGAAAAUAAAAGAUUAUUUUGAGCAUCUUCA